Molecule: messenger RNA, 1095 nt
Organism: Paramuricea clavata
Lineage: Eukaryota; Metazoa; Cnidaria; Anthozoa; Malacalcyonacea; Plexauridae
Source: the annotation of a GenBank genome assembly
AUGGUCAACAAGCUUUGCCCUGAAACAACAGCGUUGAUUCGUUUGUACAAAAAUGAAACUGAACUGAGCUAUAGAAAAAUUGCUGCGCGAUGUGGAGUGUCUAAGUCAGCUGUUCAUAAAAUCUGCAACACGAAAUUGCGUCGGAAGUUGGUGCCUAAAAUUUCAAAUGGUAGAGUUGGACGACCAAGAUGUCUUAACGAAAGGGAUGAAAGAUUACUAUUGCGAGCUGUUAAGACGUUACGAAAGACGUCAGUGAACUUCUCCGUGAAAGAUGUUAUACAGGAAAGUGGACUGGAUCCAAGCAUUGCAAAGCGAAGGACAAUUUCUCUUUAUCUUAAUCGUGCCGGUUAUCACCAUUUACAAGCAAGAAAAAAAGGAUUAUUAAGUGAAUCUGACAAAAAAAUUCGAACCAAAUAUGCACGAAAUGCCAAAAAAUUACUUAAAGACUCUCCUAAGUUCUACACACAUGACAUCUCAUUCUAUCUAGACGGCAUUUCAUUUGUUCACAAAUACAAUCCACUUAAAACAGCCCUGCAACCGAAAUCGCGUGUGUGGAGAAAGCGAGGUGAAGGACUAGAGAUUACAAGUAAAGGAAGUAAAGAUUUGCCUGGAGGAAGGCGAUUGCAUCUCAUGGUCGCCGUUGCGUAUGGUAAAGGCGUAAUUUUAAGAAAGGCAUACGAGAAAAUGGACGGUCCUUUUUUUGCAGGUUUCGUGAAAGAAAACCUAAACUUGUGCUUCGCUAAAGCUGGUCCAAGGAGAGGAAGGCAGCGCAUAUUUGUCAUGGACAAUUGCCCCUGCCAAAAUAGCAAAGUAGCCUUAUUAGCCCUGGAUAGUAUUGAAUGCACACGGCAUAAAAUACCAGCGAGAUCUCCUGAUUUAAACCCGAUUGAAAACAUUUUCCAUGUAGUAAAGAAGCAGCUAGAAGAACAAGCCAUAAAUAUGCGAUUGUCAAAGGAAUCAUUUCAGAAUUUUCAUGACAGAGUAUGUCGCUGUUUAGAUAACUUAAGUGUUGACCUUGUUGAUCGGACACUCGAAACUAUGUCUAAUCGCAUUACCGCGAUACUAAGGGAAAAAGGAAUUAGAUCAAAAUACUAA